Messenger RNA from Helobdella robusta, 3482 nucleotides. RefSeq lists its product as hypothetical. Lineage: Eukaryota; Metazoa; Annelida; Clitellata; Rhynchobdellida; Glossiphoniidae. Bases 292 to 2883 code for a protein of 863 amino acids. The record is from RefSeq and is a predicted model, not a curated record. The transcript has 15 exons. Gene Ontology annotation, cellular component: nucleus; cytoplasm.
AUCAGAUGUAUACUAAUUUUUGAUGAAAUAUUAAAUAAUUAAAUUCAAUAAUAUGACAUUAUUAUUAUUAUUGCUUAGUGACUAUGUCACUUCUAAUAAAAUAAAAUAAACUCUUUUUCUAUUUCAUGGUUUUUACUUUAAAAUUCUACUGUUGAAUUGAUUUUGUUUGAGAUUUGUUUUUUUUUUAACAAAAUAAAAAAGUAAAGUAUUGAAUAAUAAAGAAUUCAAUUUCAAUUUAGUUACUUCAAAAUAAAUAGUUAAUUGAUGAAGAUUGAAGGUGUCUAAAAGUUUAUGAAUAAUAGCAAAAUGGCAAGCAGAGGUGGCAGCAGUGAAUCCGUUAUCAGGAUCCCUCCAUAUUACUACCUACAUGUCCUAGACCAAACCACAAAUGUUACGAGAUUGGAGAUUGGACCCAAAACCUACAUCAGACAAGAUAAUGAAAGAGUUAUUCUGGGCCCUGAGCGCAUGAUAACAAUUCCUCCUCGCCACUACUGCGUCGUUGAAAACCCGACUGUUAAGGACAAGGAUGGAAGAGUCGUUCUUGAUGCCAAUGGUCAGGUGAAAUUGUGUCACGCUGACCUCGACGUUCGAUUGGCUCAGGAUCCAUUUCCUCUUUGGCCCGGAGAAAUUCUGAAGCAACAAGUAUCUGAGUUGAAAAUCGUUGUCGCCAACACUGCUCUUCGUCUCAGAGCCAUCUUGGAUUUUGAAGAUGACAUUGGAGAGAAACGAACUGCUGGUGAUGAGUGGCUCUUUGAAGGACCUGGAACAUACAUCCCUCGCAAAGAAGUCGUUAUCGAGCAGUCCAUUGGAGCCACGGUGAUCCUAGCCAAUCAGGCCAUCAGACUGAGGGCUCGCAAGGAGUGCAUCGAUCGCGAGGGCCACCCCCGAGUCACAGGAGAGGAGUGGUUGGUGAAGAGGACGGGGGCCUACCUGCCAGGUGCAUAUGAGGAGGUGGUUGAGGUAGUCUAUGCACAAGUCCUCAAUGAUAAGACCGCCCUGCACGUGAGGGCACUGAAGACCUUCAAAGAUGACUUCGGCGUGACGAGGAGGAAUGGAGAGGAGUGGUUGAUCAAGUCGACUGACACGGAGGCACAUAUACCCAACGUCUAUGAGCAGGUGAUUGGUGAGGUUCACAUAACAACACUGACCAACCGACAAUACUGCGUGAUCCUAGACCCCGUCGAUGAUAAGGGCAUGCCCCAGCUGGGCAAGAAGAAGUUGGUGAAGGGGGAGAAGUCAUUUUUCCUACAACCUGGGGAGACGCUAGAGAAGGGGAUUCAGAAUGUGUUUGUGCUGGGCGAGGAUGAGGGUCUCAUACUGCGGGCCAAUGAAGGAUUCAUGGACAGAGACAAGGAACGCAAGCCUGGCGACCGCUGGAUGAUCCGCGGUCCAGUUGAGUACAUCCCUCCAGUUGAAAUUGAGGUCGUCACGAAAAGGUCGGCCAUCCCUCUCGAUGAGAAUGAGGGUAUCUAUGUCAGGAACGUUAAAACCGGGAAGGUUAGAGCCAUCAUCGGCGAGACGUACAUGCUCAACCAAGAUGAAGAACUCUUCUCUAAAGAACUCCCACCUAAUGUUGAGGCCCUACUCCUCCUUGACCAUGACCCCUUGGCUGACAGGGGUGCCAGAGGGGCGGGUGAAGUGAAAAAGUCCAGAGAUAAAUCGAAGGUCAUUACAUUCAGAGUGCCCCAUAAUGCUGCUGUACAGAUCUAUGAUUACAAGGAGAAGAAGGCCAGGGUGGUGUUCGGACCAGAGCUGGUGAUGCUGGGUCCCGAUGAAGCUUUCACUCAGCUGAGUCUGUCAGGUGGCAAACCAAAGAAGCCCAACCAGAUCAAGUCGUUGUGUUUGUUGUUGGGACCUGACUUUAUGACUGACGUCAUCGUCGUUGAGACGGCCGACCACGCCAGGCUGCAGCUACAACUCUCCUACAACUGGCACUUCGACCCGGAUGCACGGUCGGAGGCAGAGGCGGCCAAGUUGUUCAGUGUUCCAGACUUUGUGGGAGAUGCCUGCAAGGCCAUCGCCUCCAGAAUCAGAGGAUCAGUUGCCAGUGUUCAGUUUGAUGACUUCCACAAGAACUCAGCGAGGAUCAUCAGAGCUUCAGUGUUCGGUGUGGACGAGAACAGGAAGGUGCGAGACAAGUUCAUAUUCACUCAGAACGGAUUGAUCUUCACUAGCAUCGACAUUCAGUCCGUUGAACCAGUCGACCAGAGGACGAGAGAUGCUCUCCAAAAAUCUGUCCAACUAGCCAUCGAAAUCACAACCAACUCCCAAGAGGCUGCUGCUAGACACGAGGCAGAACGUCUGGAACAAGAGGCUCGAGGAAAGCUGGAGCGACAAAAGAUCAGCGACGAAGCGGAGGCAGAGAAGGCGAGGAAGGAGCUGCUGGAGCUGCAGGCGAGCAGUGCUGCUGUUGAGAGCACUGGACUAGCGAAGGCGGAAGCUCAGAGCAAGUUUUGGACGAUGAAGAUUGAGGCCGAAGCUGCCGUCACGCAAGCUGAACUGCAGAAACAGGCCAAGAGUAUUGAAUGGGCAGGCGAACGAGAGAGGUUGGAAGAAGCUCGUGACGGCGAACUGAAGUACCUCACCUCACAACGCGAUCUCGAAAUUGAGAAGCAGCGCGAACUGGCUGAAAUUGAGACGACCAAGUUCAAGAACAUGGUGGAGGCCAUCGGAUCGCAGACCCUCCUUGCCAUGGCUACUGCCGGUCCCGAUCUGCAGGUUAAACUUCUGCAAGCACUUGGCCUCAAGUCGACCCUGAUAACAGACGGCAACAGUCCAAUCAACCUCUUCACCGCCGCCAACGGUCUCAUCGCUGGAAGUAUCAUGCCUCCACGUAAGAAGAGGAGAGGUGAUGAGGGUGACGAAGAAGAUGAGGAUGAGUGAAGGAUUAAUCUGUUGCUAGAUGAGUGAUGAUGAUGAUGUGAGUGUAUGAUGAUGAUGAUGUGGGUGUAUAAUGAUGGUAUGAGUGAUGCUGAUGUGAAUGAUGAUGAUGAUGACAGUGACGGUGAUAAUGAUGAUGAUGAGCGAAGGAUUCAAAAUAUUUAACAAACUGACAAUUUGUCGUUUCAUUUUUGUCAUCGACUUACUGAUCGAUAUAAAUGUUUCUCAAGCUAUGUUUCGAUGCUGUAUCCGUUGAUGAUGUGAGUUGUGAUAUAAAUAUGACAUCAUUUAUACCAUUUGAUUAACAUCAGUUUUAGUUUUUCUGCUUUUUCUUUACAUGUAAAAUACAUGUUCUGUUGCAAAUCGAAGUGAUUCAAAUGUGAGCAUCGUUUGGUAGAAUUUUUUUUCAGGAACUGUAAAAAAAUUUUCUUAAAUAAAUAAAAGCCCGAUGCAGUUGUUAUAUAAGUUAUGAACUUUGUUGCGAUAGCGAAAUCUGAAAAAAAAUUUCGAAAUUUGUAUCCAUUCCUAAAUUUUUUAAUUUUUUUCUGUUUCUUAUUUUCGUCCUUUUUAGCCAUUAUUUGCUUUCUAAAAAAAAUAAAUGC